Molecule: messenger RNA, 1504 nt
Organism: Diachasma alloeum
Lineage: Eukaryota; Metazoa; Arthropoda; Insecta; Hymenoptera; Braconidae
Exons: 4
Coding region: 661-1380 (239 amino acids)
Source: RefSeq, a predicted model, not a curated record
AUCGAGUGAUGAGCCCCUGUUCAAAAAUAAGUUGGAAACUGCGGAUUUCGAUAUGAUCCUGAACGACGAGAGCUUCAUAAUCAACGAAAUCGACGAUCUUCUGAUGGAGCAGACGUCUCCAGAGGUGGAUGACAAGACAAACGAGUUGUGUCAAUGCAGGAAUAAGGGAAAACACAAAGUUUCCAUUGAGAGUCGGCCGUUCUGGGGGCGGAAUCGUUACAUAGAAAGACUUAUCGACCAGUCGCGUAGGUUUUCUUAUCAGUAUACAAACAAAAUAACUCAAAUAAACUGGCAAUUCAAAAAACUCUCCCCUAACUUAAAGCUCACACAGUUGGGGACCUCGAAGUGCCAGCGGUUAAUGCGAUGCUCCACAAUUUUCGUACUCCUCGGGAAUAACAACGAAUAAGACCAUUAACUCCAACGUUGAUCGUUGAAAAACCGGUUUUCGUUGCUUCGUGCGGCUGAUCAGGGCAUUUUAGAUAUAAUUUUUUACGGCUGUGCAUUUUAUUGGAGAAUGUGAGGGCAAACGUGGCAGUAAAUGUGAGGAUUUUAAUACUCCGGUGAAGUCUCGAAUCAUCAGGGCUCUGAGGUUAUGGCUGAUGAGUAGUUCACCAGUUGUAAUUAAUCAAUCAAUCGAGUUGAGUGUGAAUAAACGAUUCAAUGGCACUUGAUUCAAUGCGAGUUAGUGGAGGACGAUGUCCCACUAGUGUUGUUGCUGUUCUUCUGUUGAUCUGUUUUCUGUUGACGUGCAAUUGGUGGAGCCUCUCAACCGAGAAAACAGAAUUGCUACUGCAGAUUGAUCAGUUGCAUGCAGAGAUCAAAAUUAGCCUGGAAGAGCGUGAAAAAUGUGAGACAUCAGUAGCCAACUUGGAGCUUCGGUUUAAACAGUCCCAGGACACAAUAGCCUCAUUACACGUUAGAGAGAAUGAAUUGAGAAAGAGUAACGAUGAGCUCACCAACUCGGGAGCGUUCUGCAACAGCGAGCUGGAGUCUGUGAGACAGUUGGGCUCGACGAAGGAUGCUGCAUUGGCAGCAUUGAGACUUGACAAGGACACUAUUGAUGAGCAAUUGAAUGUUAAAAGAGAAGAGGCACAAAAACUUCACGCUGAUUUAGACAAAAUUAAAAUUGAACUGAAUAAUCUCAAUAGAACGUGCAGUAGUAAAGCAGCACACAUUGCACAAGACCCAGAACCGCUGGCAAAUAAUUUGGACUCCCUCGUGGACGACAAUAAUGCUGACACAGCUGGUGAAAUUGACGACGAUCCAGCAGUUGUUGUAGAGCCCUCGAAACAUCAAAGUCUAUCCCAAGUUAAUCAGGACUCCGUCUACAAUCACAUUGUAAAGAACUCGAUGGUAACUCAAAAAUCCAGUAAACAAUGAGCCGUACGUAUGAAUUAACGAAUUGUGUAAAUUAAUGAGAACAAUUUUAUUUGUUCAUUCUACAUUGUUCUAAAAAUAUACCUUGUUUCAACAAUGAUAUGAAAUAAAUACGUGGUGAAUUUUU